This is a messenger RNA of Teleopsis dalmanni, 1534 nucleotides long. RefSeq lists its product as uncharacterized. Gene Ontology annotation, molecular function: guanylate cyclase activity; peptide receptor activity. Bases 11 to 1534 code for a protein of 507 amino acids. The transcript is spliced from 11 exons. The record is from RefSeq and is a predicted model, not a curated record. NCBI's taxonomy places the organism in Eukaryota, Metazoa, Arthropoda, Insecta, Diptera, Diopsidae. Gene Ontology annotation, biological process: receptor guanylyl cyclase signaling pathway; intracellular signal transduction; cGMP biosynthetic process.
AGUUACAAUAAUGGGAGCGAAAGUGGAACAAUGUCAUGGAAAGCGAGGUCAGAAAAUGUUGGUCUCUAGUAAGCCAGUGGAUAAGCUGUCGGUGCGUUCUAUGAGUUCAGAGGAUGUAUCCGUAUCAUAUAAAAACGCCUGCUGUAGUGCAGCAGCACGUAAUCCAGCAAUAAAAACAGGACGAAGAAUUCAGUUGCUGCAGAUGAUUGUUCUACCAUUUAUACCAAUAUUGGCACUGAUUGUGCAAACAUCACUGAUACUGCACGAUGUUCUCGAUUACAGAGUGGAAGUGGCGGAUAUUGAGACGCAGGUGACCAUAGCUACUGAUCUGGGCAAAGUUGUGACGCGUCUGCAAUUGGAACGGACCGAGGUGGCCUUUUAUAUAUUCACAAACGGAAGCAAACUGCGUUCCAAUUUGACACAACGUUUUGCUGUAACAGAUCAGGCAUUGAAUAACAUGACCACAUGGAGUGAAAUUAGUGUGCCUACAUCACCAGAGGAUGAUGAGGAUGAAGUUAUGCUAAAUCGUACCGAAUUUCAAAAUCGAUUGAAUGAAUUCAGGGAUAGUGUGCGUUCCGAGCCUGAAGAUAACUCAAUGUCGGAUGUAAUGCAAUGGUAUACGUCAAUUAAUCGUGGUCUACUAUAUCAUUUAACACAACAAAUAAAGGAAACGGAUAAUAGCGCAGUUUGGCGUUAUUUGGUUGGUUUUAAAAAUCUCUUAAAGAGUAUUGAGUGCCAAAAUAUAGCUGCUUCAUAUGGUAUUAAGUACUAUGGUCGUGGGUAUUUAGGUUUGGAUGCGUUUGUCUCGUACGUACGUUAUGAAUUUCUGGCACGUGAACUGAUUAAUUCGACGCUCAACUAUGUACCAUCCUUAAAAUGGAUGUAUACUGAUAUUACUGCCUCAGAAAAUUAUAAAAAAAUGAAGUCCAUGAACUCCAAAAUUUUGAAAAAUGUUAGCGGUAAAUCAGAUGAACAAGACGCUAUUGUUUAUUACGAUACCAUGCACAACUUCACAGAUGAUCUACGGAUCAUACAAAAGGCUUUACGUUAUAAAAUUAAGGAAUACGUGGAUAAAACACUACAUGAAGCUGCCAAUAAUGAAGCUGUGGGCAUUGUCAUCCUUGUCGUGGUACUAUGUGUUUCGCCCGUCAUAAUUAUAUUGGUCAAAAAUGCAGCUGCAACAAUUCAGAUGUACGCCUUGAACUUAGCACAAAAAGCCAAGGAAUUAAAAAUUGAGAAGUGUAAAAGUGACUCGCUACUCUAUCAGAUGCUUCCACCGAGUGUUGCUAUGCAAUUAAAAUAUACACAGGAGGUACGUGCUGAGCUUUACGAAGCGGUGACAGUCUAUUUCAGUGACAUUGUUGGAUUCACAGUAAUUGCUGCUAAUUGCACGCCGCUGGAGGUGGUGACUUUUUUAAAUUCAAUUUAUCGUGUUUUUGAUGAGCGUAUUGAGUGUUAUGAUGUCUAUAAAGUGGAAACUAUUGGUGACUCAUAUAUGGUUGCCUCAGGAUUGCCAGUCAAAAAUGGUAAGUGA